UCACCGAUACGACCGGCUGGUCUCCUUUGCUUGAUGUAGCGGUGCUUUCAUCUGUGGUUUUUAUGCGGCGAAAACAUUCACAGCGGUUUAGAAAACUAGUUUUAUUUUCGAGUCAAAAUGUCGUGGAUGAAGUGUGUCUCCUCCGAGGGAGGAGACGUUUUCGACGAGGACGCGGAUGAGCUCAAUGUGCAAAACAAUGAGUGGACGUCCAACAUGAAGAGACGAAUCCGGGACGGGUAUGUAGACGGUGUUGAUGCCGGAGAGGAGGCCUCACUGCAGGUCGGGUUCAACCUCGGUUAUCAUGAAGGGGCAGCCCGAACUGUGGCUGUUGGCCGUCUUAAAGGAAUUGUGAGUGCCAUAUGGUGCCGGUACCACAUCCAUCAUCCGGAAAACCCCAUCCCCGCUUCUGUGACUGACCUUUUGCAGCAGGUUACACAUUUUGAAGACACAACCCUGGAUGAUAUGAGGAAGGUUCUAGAGAACCCACCCCCUAGUGUAAGUGACAUCUCUGAGAGCAUGGAGGACUUGCAGGUGCACCAGGGAGAUUCUGGCUGUUGUGGAGAGGUAUGCAGAGAGGACAACUGUUGCAAGAAAAGAGAAGAAAUGGAUUUGGACGCUCAUCAGCCACAGAGGCUAUGUUCAGGUUCCACUGACUGUUCUUCCACUUCAGCUGCAAGUCUGCACCACCUCCUGCAGCGCAGCAUGGAUGUAGUUUUAGAGCUUGGACUGCCACAAGAGCUGAUCGGGCACAUACAGGAGCUGAAGGACAUGUAAUAACUCCUGGUCAGGGACCUAACAUUUGUGGGCAUAAGGUUACAUACACCUUGGCUAAAAACUUUCAAACUCAGUUUUCCCCAACUGCAAAGAUUGUUUUAUCAAAGGAUACAUUUGGCAAGACAAUUAUGUCACUGGUUCUGCAGAUAUAAACACAGCCAAAGGUCCCACAGUUUAAUUAUGCUGAUUAGUUGUUCGAAGCUGUUACAAAUACUGGUGGUAACUGUCAGUUUCUGGAAUCUCUUUUACUCAUUCAUGUAAGUAAACUGAUGAGCUACUGAAAAGCAGAUAUCCUGAAGAAAAACCCUAAAUAAAUCUGUCUUGUGACUUUUCCUUUAUAUGGAAAUAAAGUAGGCAUUAUAAUUGAUUUGACAUUAUUUGAUGCAAUGGAGUACAGUAUGUGCAAUAUAGAAGAAAUUUAGUGGAUGUAAACUUGAUUCACAACUGUCUAACAGAAGAGGUUUAAGUGAACCUUCACACACACGAUGAAACUGCUUUGAUUUAGAAUAUGUAAAA
Thalassophryne amazonica is the source of this 1290-nucleotide messenger RNA. It is a transcript of the gene otulina, whose product is annotated as OTU deubiquitinase with linear linkage specificity a. Bases 118 to 774 code for a protein of 218 amino acids. Lineage: Eukaryota; Metazoa; Chordata; Actinopteri; Batrachoidiformes; Batrachoididae. The transcript has 3 exons. The record is from RefSeq and is a predicted model, not a curated record.